GAACUUAUGACAGACUCAUGAUCAGAACGAGAUUCUCUCUGCAAGGAUACCCACUUUUCCGCUUCCUAAUCAAUUUGCCACCACCAUCACACCUUCGCGGUAAUAUAACUUCACGAAACUACCCGUGCCUCGAGGUUCCAACUGUUUAUUCCCGAAACCAGGCUAAACUGGCAGGGCGUGCCGGAAUUCCUCUGCAACUCGCUUUGGAAAUCUUAUGUCGGAUAUGGCCGAUUUUCCUCUAACUCGGAUCGGAACCCCCUCCUUCGUCCCUCUACUUUUAACAAAUGCUCGACUAGCUUCGGGUGGUCUUCCCAUUGAACCUGUCAUCUUUCAAUCAAUUCUACUCUGUCUCAUUGCUGGAAACAAACACCUCAUUCUUCGAACUGUAGAAGAUGACAUUGGUCUGGUGGUCAAGUUGGCUGUCAAGACGUUGGCUACCGUGUUUGGUCUUUUGACGCACAGAAUUCGAAUCCAUCGUCGCACAGGCACUUCGAAACAUGAUUUAUCUGCAAUUCCUGGAAUUUCUACUUUCCUUCGGUCUCUAUUCGUACCUAUCUCUGGAACUAACUCCUCGCAUCUUGGACAAGAUGAAGUAUCGACAUUGACGGGCCAUGGCGCUAGAAGAUACCGCAAACGUCCUGACUCCAGAUCCAGAUCCCGCUCCGCCACAGUACGAAGCAUGACCAGCCAGUACACUAAAUCACUUUCAUAUCCCAAUGAUUUACUAUCCGCAAAGUCGUUAAACACGGCUCCUUCGUUAUCACUGUCUGCCUCCGAACCAUUUGGAGACUAUAACAGUCCGAGUAUAACGGAAGUAGUCUCACCUACUCAUAUAAACACUGCUUCCAGAAACUCCUCACUAUCCGCUCUUCCCCAACCUACAUUUCCACAUUCUUACUCUGACCCGACCCCGCUCCGUGUAGUUCGGGACCCUACUCAGAUUCAACUUCCGGACGCACUAGUACUCUCUGGACUGGAACAUGCCAGUCUCGCAUCUCAGAGAGCCCUGACCGAAGUUCUGAUCGAAAGAAGAGUUGUGAUAGAUGAUACCGAUUUGAGCGGUGUAUGGCCAUUCCCCAAAGACUUCAUCCUUGUCUAUAUCUGUCCACUAGACGAGCGGGAAAGGCCCCCUAUCCACAAACCUCUACUGGACAAAUUUGCUCUGAGCGCCACGGUGUUGCUCCAUCCUACUGUCCGUGCACUUUCAAAGAAUUUCUUUCGCUCUGUAUCCCACCGUUCCUCUCCAAUCCUAUCACCUUUACCUCAACUCGCAAACUCUCCCCCGAACUCACCACCUUUCUUAGCUCAAGCGUUACCUCAUCGACAUAUCUCGCCAGGAAUCAUAACGCCUUCAAAUGGCUUGCCAGCAGUGAUAACGCCUGAAAUAAUGAGUCUGCUUAAGGAAGUCUAUUCCCGAGUUCACGUUCCUUCGAAUCUGCAUUUAUAUGUCAGUGAUCUAUUUUCUGCCACACGACACCAUCAUCAAUUGGAAGGUAGACUUGUUUCUAUCACCGCAAUCAAGGACGCGUCAGAACUGUCUCGCGCAGCUAGGGUUCUAGGUGGAGAUCCCACUGGAAUGGAACUUAUUAGCGAAACAUUACGUUCGGACGCCAGGACGGAUGACAACUCGACGACCGGUGGCGAAACUGGUGACGAGAGGUUUUCCAAGGUUUUAAAUGACGUUGAAAGUGCAUUUGUUGUGAUUGAUCCCCAAGUAAAUAUUGAGAACCAUUUGUCUACCGAGUUUGCUCACGAGGACUCGGAUUCGGUCAGAGUACCAGCACUGCCUGUUCUUGAUCUUACGCAAGCAGAUAUUGCGAGGAUCGUUCCCCGCGUGCUAACGCAUCGCCUGCGAGUUAAGGAUGGACCAGAGGAUGAAGUACUUGCCAGUGCAGUUUUCGGUGCAGCGUUUUCGGCGACCUCAAAGAAGGAGGAACGAGGAAGGAAGCGAGAUCGUAAUCGUGUGACCGUGAAAGAGCUGUUGGUAGAAAUAUUGCAGGAGGUUUAACUCGAAGAGUUAGGAGUUACAUGCAUGUAUGUAGAAUUCUACGACCCGCAGCUCUACCACCACACAGGGACCCAGUCAAGGUGUACCCAUAUCUGAAGAAUGGAGAAAGGCAACAGACGAGGAUAUCACCUAUUUGUUUCCGUGACUCCCCGCGCCUUAGUACUUAGAUUUACUUACUUGCGGUUAAUGAAGAG
This is a messenger RNA of Lentinula edodes (shiitake mushroom), 2202 nucleotides long. RefSeq lists its product as uncharacterized. The coding region runs from base 215 to 2008 and encodes 597 amino acids. Lineage: Eukaryota; Fungi; Basidiomycota; Agaricomycetes; Agaricales; Omphalotaceae. The record is from RefSeq and is a predicted model, not a curated record. The transcript is spliced from 4 exons.